Messenger RNA from Dicentrarchus labrax (European seabass), 4175 nucleotides. RefSeq names its product MAX network transcriptional repressor a (gene mnta). Gene Ontology annotation, molecular function: protein dimerization activity; DNA-binding transcription factor activity, RNA polymerase II-specific; RNA polymerase II cis-regulatory region sequence-specific DNA binding. Lineage: Eukaryota; Metazoa; Chordata; Actinopteri; Moronidae. The transcript has 6 exons. Gene Ontology annotation, biological process: regulation of transcription by RNA polymerase II. The record is from RefSeq and is a predicted model, not a curated record. Bases 214 to 2046 code for a protein of 610 amino acids.
CACAAACCUUAUUUGUUCCCCACUACUUUGAGCGCCAUCUUGUUUGUAACUCUCCUACGUAAGUGGUAGAGUUUCUACCGAGGGGGUAUCCGAUUACCCUUUUCUCCAGCUCCAGACUGGGAACCCUCUCCCUGUAGUACUCACACUGCACUUGCUUUAUCGCCCUUUUUUCUCUUGACGAAUCUAAGCCACAGUGUUUCCAACUGGACAGACAUGAGCAUCGAAACGCUCCUGGAAGCAGCCAAGUUUCUGGAAUUGCAAGCCCAGCAACAACAGAAAGCACGUGAGGAUGAACUAAAGGAAAAGCAGCGUCUGGAGCAGCUGGCGGAGCAGUGGCACUCUGAUGUGAAGUAUAACUCAACAAUCAACAAUGUCUCUAAAGCAGAGGAGCUCCGCACUGAGUGCCGCCCGCUGCCCAUACCACCCUCUCUGCCUCCCCCCUCCAUGCCCAUUACCGUCAUCCCCAUCCCCGUGGUCACCCCCAACCCUACGGGCUCACCCACUCUGCCCGUCGCCACGCUCUCCCCUCCGGCUGCUCCACCACCCGCGGCCACGCUACCGCGCUCUCCACAGCCCAAACCGGACCACCAGACCUCCGUGCUGACCGCCAACCACAAGCAGCUGAUACCGAACCACCAUCAUCACCCAACGCUCAUCACCCAAACUAACAACACUAAACUGCACCAGCAGCUGGUUCAGCGCUAUCCCGGCUCCAUCGUCUCACCCCCCCAGCAACAUGCCUUACUCCCCCAGUCGGGCCCUGUGCUCCAGCAGGCUCCUUUACAGAACGGCCCCAUCAGCCGGGGGAGUCCUCCGGAUGACCGCCAUCUAGACAACAAGAAGAGGCCUGGAGGGGCAGGCACAAGAGAGGUGCAUAACAAGCUUGAGAAAAACAGACGAGCACACUUGAAGGAGUGCUUUGAGACGCUGAAGAAGAACAUCCCCAACAUAGACGAGAAGAAGACGUCCAAUCUGAGUGUGCUGAGAAGUGCACUGAGAUACAUUCAGACGCUGAAGCGCAAAGAGAAAGAGUACGAGCAUGACAUGGAGCGACUGGCCAGAGAGAAGAUAGCCACGCAGCAGCGAUUAGCAGAGCUGAAGAACGAGCUGAGCCAGUGGAUGGAUGUGAUCGAGAUCGACCGCGUCCUUCGUCAGACGGUGCAGCCAGAGGAGGACCAGGCCUCGACCUCCACUGCCUCAGAAGGUGAAGACGGUAUGGACGAUGACCUAGAAGAUGAGCCUGCGUCGAGAGCACAGACUGCCUUACCCACCGUGCCUCAAACCAUGAAACCUGAGCUUCACAAGGCUGCCACACCCACUCUGACCCCAACCCUGACACCCGCCACCACCACUACCUCCUUUAUCACCCAACACAUCUCCAUCCAGCACAAAGCCCCUCCUCACCUCCAGCCCCACCUCCAGCCCCACCUCCAGCCUCACCUCCAGCCGCUGCCAGUGACUCUUCCACAGCCAUUGUCCAAGCCCACAGCCCCACUUACACUCACAGCAACAACAUCCAGCACUCCCACCACCCCCAGUCAGCCCCUCAUCCCCACCCAGACACAGAUGGUUACCAUGCCCAGUCUACACCCCACGGUCAUUGCCCACGCGUCAGUGUCCCAUCCCUCAGUCAUCCAAGCAGUCAACCACGUCAUCCAGGGAGGCGGUCCCAAACACAUCGCCCACCUGGCUCCCUCCACCACCACCAGCUCUGUCCAGUUAGCCCCCGGCCACCAACCUAUCGGCCACAUCACGGUGCACCCGGUGGCUCACCUGAGCCAGCAUCUACCCGCCCUCUAUCCCCAACCGGUUGCGGUCACACAACCAGCUGUCGUCGGCCACAUCACCCACACCAUAAACCACGCCCACCCGCAGAUGAACGGCACUGUGCCUAGCCAACCAACUGCAGCCAUCGUUGGCAAGCAGACGACGGUGAGCACCCAAAUGGUGGCCCACCACCCACAGCUGGUGGGUCAGACGGUGCUCAACCCUGUGACAAUGGUGACCAUGCCCUCCUUCCCUAUCAGCACUCUAAAGCUGGCCUGAACUCUGCCAACGGGACCGCCAGGCUGGUAGACGGAGACGCCUCUCUAUCGGGGAGAGCCACAGGCCUCAGACCAGGCCACCGACAAGCCCACAGCGAGGCCAGGAGAGCUGCUGGACACCUCGCUGAUCCAGAGGUUCACUAUCAUUCAGAAGCACUGCAGCUGACACAAAGCCAGGAACAUUCCUAAGACAGAACGCAAACCUCUUUCAAUACUUGUCUAUCACAGCAUCCUGAAAUCUGAAAAAACUGAAUUUGGGAUAAGGCAGGCUGCAUGUGGUUGAUGGUCAUCAUGUUGAGUGUGUGUGGCAGUAUACAGCGGGCAGAUGUCAUCCAUUGUUGCAGAUAGCGGUGCAGUAGUCAUUUUCACGUGAGCUUUGCAGCGUCAUAUAGGGAAAGGUUGUGCUGCCAGCACCCUGUUACGGUGUUCAUGUAGGUACUGGCUGGUAGCGAGACUCCUCGCUAUCACUGUGACUGCCGUGGAUUAACCAAUAGUAGAUCAUGUACUCAGGAGGUUAGGACAGUGUAGGAUCAGAGUGCCCGACCCGCCAUAAUCACCAGCACAUUGGGAAUGUGAUUCAGACAAGCUCCUCCUCUACAGCAGAGACACAUGCUGCAGGGUUUGACAAAAUCACGGACUGAACCGACGCUCCUGAACUGGAGCUGCGGUCCUCAGCGAUGGUGCAUACAGCAAUAGCUCCCCCUGCUGGUUGAUUGUGUUCAAUAUAAUAUUACUAUCCCUGUGACAAUGAAAGAACAAGCACUUCUGUCAGGGUUUGGUUGUUAGUAUUGGAAUUAAAGGACACUUGAAUUGUUACUUAUCUCCAUCAAACAUACUGGCAGGUGUACACUGAGCACAAGUACAACAUUUUAGGAACAAGUUAUGUUUUUGUCACAGCUGCUAAUAUAUUUUAAAAUAUAUUUUGCCAAAUGCGAUGACUUUGUACAUCAACAAGUCCCCCCGAAAUGUAGACGCCACAACAGGCAGUGUCGUGUUUAAAUACUAAACGCCUGAGAUAAAACCUCACUGUCGGUCAGACGUACAACGUGAGGGAGUUGAGGGUUGAGAGAUUUUGAAUGUGAGUGCGUAAGGUCCAUAAAAAUAUAGUAAAGUGUGUUUCUAUGCUGUCCUGCAGGGCAAAUUGUGGUAAGAUGUGUGUUUGCAUGCUGUGAAUGCACGAGGGAUGUAAGAUUUUUUGAAGAUUGAAGCUCUGUCAUCCAUAACUUUCACUAUGAAGUGAUUUCCGCAGCUGCCAUAACUCCAAUCAGUGUGUGUUUUUUCAAGACUAUCCUUUUCCAAAGCUAGCACUGUGAACAUUUCUUUUAGUCUCAAUGAGCAGCAAACCUGCGGUUUAGCAUAUAACACUUGCUACAACAGCAACAUGCUCUGCUCUCCUACUUUAAUCUGAAUGUACUGACCUGUGAAAGGAUACGGAGUAGCGCACUCAUCAGAAGCCCUUUUUAAAAAAAAAAAAGAAAAGAAAAAAGAAAAAUGCAAUUACUUUAUUAAAGUAUUACAUGUAUGUAAAGUGUAACAUUUAAAACUGACUUUGUAUUUUAAGAUUUACUGUUGCUUGUUUCAUCUGGAGAAUAACUUAUGUUCAGUGUAAAUUUGAUAAUAUAGUUGUUGUUUCUUUCUGGGACCAUGUACAGUGCUGUAUAUCAGGGGCUGACAACUACACAGACCUCUUCCCACGUUGAUAUCAUAUUCGGCCACUUUGGAAAGUAUUCACCCCUUCAUUUUUUUUUGUAUUUUGUUGUGGUGCAAUAUGAUCACAGCAGGGACUUUAAGGUUGUUUUCAAUAACUAUCAAAGUGCGAUGAUAAAGCGAAACCCCUUUUUUCACCUUUUUAGAUUUCAUGCAAAUCAAAUCAAUGCAAACCUGAACAAAUGCAUCGUGAAAUCAUAUUGUAACAAAACAAAAUGUGUAAAAUUUAACAGGGAUUCAGAUACUUGAAGAAGCAACAAUAUACUUGUGUGUUUUCCCUAUGGAGAAAGUUUAAGUUGUAUAUAGCCUGUAAAUGUGGGCUGCAUUUAAAUCUAACUGUAUUAUGUAAAAAACUGGGGAAAAUAUGUACAAUUUAAAAAAUUUAUAAAAAAGAUACUUAAUAAAUUGUAUUAUGUUUACAAA